UCAGCUGAACAGAGAAGCAUCGCAGUCUAGCUUCAAUCGUUGUUUCGAUUAUAUCAAAACAUCGUUUCUCAUCUUAGAGGAGUUCAAGUACUUCGACAAACGAACCAAAGCAAAUCGUACUAAGUCGUUAGUUUCCUUUUAACAAAUUUGCAUUUUCAACUAAGCCUGAACAAAAUGAAUGCCAUCAAUGUUGCUCUCGUCGUUUUGUGCGCCGCCUACGUUUCUGCCGGAGAUGUAGAGACCACACACUCAGAAGUUUCUAGACCAGUACCCAUUCCAGUUUACGAAAAAAUCGGAGUACCAAUUCCACAUCCAGUCCCAGUUCCAGUACCAAAUUACGUGAAAAUUGCAAUUCCACACCCAGUUCCCGUUCACGUUAACGUCGAGCAACCCGUUCACAUUCCAAUCUACAAGGUCGUUCCAGAAGUCAUCGAGAAGAAGAUCCCUUACCACGUCGAAAAACCAUACCCAGUUGAAGUUGAAAAACCAUACCCAGUUGAAGUUGUGAAGAAGAUUGAAAUCCCAGUCCCAAAACCAUACCCAGUCCCAUACACCAUCUACAAACAUGUCUUGCAAAAGGAACACCACCACGGAUGGCAUUAGAUUUUGUCCACUAGUUGAAGAUCGACAAACCUCACCUGUUUGUUAAAAGGUUCUACAAUCUUUUGUUGUUAAAACUCUUUGUUGCCUAAUUUUAGGAUUCUCUGUAGAUAAUUAUGUUAAAUUAAAAAAUCACAAUUGAAAAAAUAACUGACUUCUCUA
Hermetia illucens (black soldier fly) is the source of this 762-nucleotide messenger RNA. Its product is annotated as mantle protein-like. NCBI's taxonomy places the organism in Eukaryota, Metazoa, Arthropoda, Insecta, Diptera, Stratiomyidae. The coding region runs from base 175 to 603 and encodes 142 amino acids. The transcript has 2 exons. The record is from RefSeq and is a predicted model, not a curated record.